This is a messenger RNA of Solanum lycopersicum (tomato), 2639 nucleotides long. RefSeq lists its product as uncharacterized. NCBI's taxonomy places the organism in Eukaryota, Viridiplantae, Streptophyta, Magnoliopsida, Solanales, Solanaceae. The record is from RefSeq and is a predicted model, not a curated record. Gene Ontology annotation, molecular function: protein binding.
AAAAAUAGUAAAGAGGGAAACGGGAGAAUAAUAAACGACUCAUUUUUUUCGGAACAGAUUUCUUCUAAUACUCUUUUUUCUUCUUCUAAUUUUAUUGUUUGGAUUUUCUCCAAUUUUUUUGUUCAGUCUUGAUUUUGCCGGUGUAUGUUAAACAGUCGAUCAGCUUUCCGGUGAACUGAUUUUUCUGGGGUUCUUUUUCAUAAUUUCAUGGCAGUUCAGUUUUUGUAGUUUGAGUUCAAAGGAUGAUGGGGAGUUAUAGUGAGUUUGAAGAAGAAUGUUUCUUUGAUAGCCGUGAAGAGAUUACUUCUGUUUCUGAUUUGGGUUCUGAUUGCAAUGAGACAUGUGUUCGUAGUUUGGGUGACGAGUGUGUUUUAGGAUAUGACUUAUGGAAUAAGGAUCCAGAAAGUGUUGAUGAACGUCGUGAUAGAUUUUUGAAGUGGAUAGGUUUGAGCUCAAGUUGGGACGGACCUGAUGGGAAAGAAAAGGGUGGUAUUACUACUCAUUACAGAAAGAUGAGUGUUGAUAGAAUAAGGGAUGUCGGUGAAACUGUUCUGGCAAAUUCAGAUUCUCAAGAAAGCUGUUUCUCAGGUCGGUCUUCUCAAUCUUUCCACUCUAAUGAAGCUUUGGAAUUGGAUGAGGAUGGUGCAGCAGAAGUAAGAUUGCAUUGGAAAAUUAGAAAUUUGGACAACGGAGUAGAGUUUGUUCUUGAUGAAUUUAGUCAGGAAGGUAUGCUUAGCCAAGUACGGGAAGUAGGUUCAAACAAGUUGUUCACUGCUGAAGAGUUCCAUAGAACUCUUGGGCCAUCGCCCUUGGUUCAGAAGUAUCUGCGGAGAGCGGCGGAUGGAAUUGAUACAGUUGAUACUAAGACAAAAACUAAAAGAAGUUGGCUUCAAAAGCUAACUGUUGCGACUCAUAAUAAGGUGAAGUCAAUGGGGGACAAAGUGAAAGGCAAGGAAUCCAACUUAAAGACAGGUACUAACAUUCAGAGAGUUCGGGUCCACACAUGUGAUAAGGAGUCAAAAGAACUGUCCUCACUUCACACAGGGCAAGAGUUCCUAGCACACGAGGGCUCAAUUUCAACAAUGAAGUUUAGUCCUUGUGGCCAGUAUCUAGCAAGUGCUGGCAAAGAUGGCAUGGUGCGCAUGUGGAGGGUGAUUGCAGAUGAAAUUCCAAACAACCUGAAUGCACAUGAUGGUGACUCCUCUUGUUUAUACUUCUCACUGACUCCUACGUCAAAAUUAGCUUCUCUGAACGACAACAAAGAGAAAAUUAGUGUGUCAAAAAUGAUGAGGAAAUCGCCAGAAUCAGCUUGUGUCGUCCUCCCACCAAAGAUUUUCCGGAUAUUGGAGAAACCAUUGCACGAGUUCCAUGGACACAGUGGUGAGGUCUUGGCCCUUUCAUGGUCUAGAAAUGGGUAUCUGCUGUCAUCUUCAGUUGAUAAAACAGCUCGUCUCUGGAAAGUGGGGCAAGAUCAAUGCCUUGGCGUUUAUUCACAUAAUAACUAUGUCACUUGUGUAGAAUUCAAUCCAAUAGAUGAUAACAUUUUCAUUAGCGGUUCAAUAGAUGGGAAAAUACGUCUCUGGGAGGUGCAUGGUUGCCGAGUAAUCGAUUGGACUGAUGUAAAAGAAAUAGUGACUGCUGUUUGUUAUUGUCCUGAUGGAAAGGGGGGCGUAGUGGGAUCCAUGGAUGGCAAUUGUCAUUUUUAUGAUGUAAUAGGUAAUCAAUUGCAGAUGGGCUCACAAGUAUGCCUGCCAGGAAAGAAGAAGCUUGCUCGCAAGAGAAUAACUGGAUUUCAGUACUGCCCGAGCGACUCUAGCAAAGUCAUGGUAACUUCUGCUGACUCGCAAGUUAGAAUACUUUGUAGAUCCAAUAUCAUCUGCAAAUUCAAAGGAAUUCGAAAUUCAGGGAACCAAUUUCCUGCAUCUUUCACUUCGGACGGGAAACACAUUCUCGCAGUUACCGAGGAUUCAAAUGUACAUAUCUGGAAUUAUACUGAGCAGGGCCGAAGAACAAACAAACCGAAAAAAGUCCGGUCAUCAGAGAGUUUCUUUUCCAACAACGCAUCAGUUGCCUUACCUUGGUCGGGCUUCAACACAAAUCCAGGAACGCUACCUAGAAGUAGUAUUUUAGAAAACAGAAAUGUCAACAGGAACUCACUGCCAAGGGCGUCCGAUUGUUUCUCCCUAGGGCGUACAUUUUUGGUAGACUCUCUAACUAAGGGCUCCGCGACAUGGCCAGAGGAGAAACUGCCUAAUUCUUCGAGUCCAGUAACUGUCUUCCCAUCGGUAUGCAAGUCUGAGUACAAGUUCUUGAAAAGUGCUUGGCAAGGUGCAUUGAGCUCUCCUCAUCUGUGGGGUCUUGUGGUUGUUACUGCUGGACUGGAUGGAUGUAUUAGAACAUUUCUCAACUAUGGAUUACCAAUUCGUUUUUGAAAAUCUAUAUUGUUUGUAAUUUAUGAUUAAAUUCUUGUCUUUGCGUUCAAAAGGGAAAGAGAUCCUAUUGUUUAUAGGUUACUACUAGUAUAGAUACAUAUUCUUUUAUUUGUUUGAAUUAAAUGUGAUUACUAUUUUCCAAUUAAUAUCCAGCACCAAGAGAGUGCUGGACAUUGAAGAAGUCAAAAUGCAGCUCAAUUUUUUCAA